AUGAUGGCACCUAUUCAACUUCUGUUGGCAUGUCUGCCGCUGGCUCUGGCCACCAUCACCGUUUUAGAUCCGAGCGACUACGCUGAUCUGGCUGCAGACGCCACCGACAAUACCUUGGAAGCCGACUAUACUACGGACAACGGCGGGCCACAGUACCUUCUUUACAACAUCACAGGUCCCUACUACUAUAGCGACGAGGACGGCGAAAUCGACCACCAAACCCUGACGGUGGAUGCGAACGAUACCAGCGUCCUUGUCGUGACGGAAGGAUCGGCAGUCAAUGUGUCGUAUACCGAUGUCAUUAAGGAAGGCUACUCAACCUGGCUGAACCAGGCCAGUUUCUUUGGGGUCAAUGCGGCCAUCAAUGUAGCCAACGCCUCGACGGCCUACAUUGACCACAGCAACGUCACCGUUCACAAUGGUGCCGCCAACAUCUAUGCCUAUGGAACCGGGACCACCGUGUACGUGAGCAACACCGACCUGUACAGUUCUGGUCCGGUGUCCCACGGUCUGUAUGCAGCCGGCAACGGGACCAUCUAUGCCUCCAAUCUGCGACAUUAUUCAGGCGGGGAACGCUCAUCCUCCUUCUCGGGUGACAGCCCCGGGGGAUACAUCUAUGUCACUGAUGCCAUCGCCCACACAGCCGGGGUUGGCAGCGCCAUCUUCUACACUCUUGGUGACAGCUACGGCAAAGAUGUUGUCGGCAAGUCCGAGAAUGGACCGAGCCUGUUCUCUGACGGAGCGCAAAGCUCUGUCUUCGAAAGCGUCGAUUUCACUGCCGGGCUUCUGGCAGGGACGGUCAUGUUCUCGUCCUCUACGCGCAGCAGCGGGGCAUCCCUGUCAUUCUCGAACUCUCGACUCACCACACUGGGGGAUGACAUGGCAGCGCUAUGGUUUGGGAAUCUGAUUGCAUCAGCGACGCUGCAUGCGACCGAGCUGAAUACCACGUCGGGUAUUCUCGUGAUUGCCAACGCCUCCCAGGUUACUCAAUCCUUCGAUCAUUUCGUCGGCUGGGAAGAGAAUUCGAGCAUCCAGCCUGCGCAAGCUACAGUGACGGUCACUGAGUCCACACUGAGCGGCGACAUCGUGGCCUACAACGGCAGCUCCAUCUCGUGGAGUCUGGCUGAAUACUCGAGCUGGACGGGAACGGCCUCCACCGGCCGAGGGACUGCAUACCUGGCAGUAGCACUCGACAAGACGUCCACCUGGACGCUGACGCAGAACGUCUACCUUCAGAACUUCACCAACGCCGAUACCACCAACGGCAACAUCGCGAGUCAGGGAUACAGUAUCUACUACAAUGCAUCCUCCUCCGCGAAUGCGUGGAUCAAGUCCGCAAAUACAACCCUCCCUGGUGGUGGAAGUCUGCAAUCGUAUUAG
Messenger RNA from Aspergillus welwitschiae, 1380 nucleotides. RefSeq lists its product as uncharacterized. The transcript has a single exon. The record is from RefSeq and is a predicted model, not a curated record. NCBI's taxonomy places the organism in Eukaryota, Fungi, Ascomycota, Eurotiomycetes, Eurotiales, Aspergillaceae. Bases 1 to 1380 code for a protein of 459 amino acids.